Camelina sativa (false flax) is the source of this 1429-nucleotide messenger RNA. Its product is annotated as YDG domain-containing protein At5g47150-like. Gene Ontology annotation, molecular function: double-stranded DNA binding; histone methyltransferase activity. NCBI's taxonomy places the organism in Eukaryota, Viridiplantae, Streptophyta, Magnoliopsida, Brassicales, Brassicaceae. The record is from RefSeq and is a predicted model, not a curated record.
UAUAAAACUGAACUCUCUUAGUCAAAUAAACCCAACACAAAGAAAAAGAAGUCUCUCUCUAAAAUCUUCGUUUCGCCGGAGCCGGAGAGAAGAUAUGAGAUGAUGAGGUGUAGUAACUAAUUACACUGCUCGAUUUCGUCGGAAAAUACAGACGAGGUAGAACUCAUCUCGAUCACUCAUUUCCUUCUCGCUCUCUAUCUCUCUCUGGUGCGUUGUUGUUUCGUUCAUCGAUUUUACGAUCUUGUCUGAGUUCGUCGCUCUCGAUUUCAACCAAACGCUUUUGUUUGUUCCCUGAGAAAAAAAUGAAAUCUUUAUGCUUUUCGAAACUCCAUGCUCUGAUUUUGCUUUGAUUUUAGUUGGAAAAAUCGCAUCUUGAAGCUCAUGGAGAGAGAGAGAUCAUCACCAGCGAGGAAUAUGUCUAGUAGUUCUCAGAAGCGAUCUGUUGUCUUUGCCACUCGAGAUUUCCCAUCGGGCUGUGGAACUCACAUUGAUCCUUGUAAGAUUCCAAGACUUGGUGAUGAUGAUGAUGUUUCUGACAAUCAUCCAAGGGUUGCAGCUCCCGAAUCAAAACAACAACCAGCUGGUCAUCAUGUUGCAGCUUCUAGUUCAUCUCACAGACGAGAGAUGGAGACUAGAAGAUCAUCUGAUUCUGAUCCUACUCCUCGUGAGAGAGUGCUUGAGGUAUUGAGCCUCUUCCAAAAAGUGUACAGACAGUUGGAUCAAGACAAAAAGGCCAGGCGCGGUGGUGAUCAGUUGGAUGCAACAAGCAGAAUCGACAUCAAGACGCUCAAUGUCCUGGAGAAUAUGGGGAAGCAAUUAAACACUGAGAAAAGAAUCGGAUCAGUUCCAGGAAUCAACGUCGGGGAUGAGUUUCAGUACAAAACCGAGCUCCGUGUCGUAGGGCUCCACUCUAAGACCAUGCAUGGGAUCGAUUACUUGAAAAUAGGAGAUCUUAGGCUCGCCACAAGCAUCGUAGCCUCAGAAGGGUACGGCUACAUCGAUACGUUCAACUCUGGUGUGAUGUUUUACACAGGUGAAGGAGGUAACGUAAUGAGCAAGGAAAAGAAGACUGAAAAUCAGAAACUGACCAAAGGGAACUUGGCGUUGGCUAACAGUAUGAGCCAUAAAACUGAAGUGAGAGUUAUCCGUGGAGAAGAGAGGUGGGAUCGUAAAGGGAAGCGAUACGUGUACGAUGGUUUGUAUUUGGUUGAACAGUAUGGCGAAGAGAGAGAGGCUAGAGGUAAGCUUGUCUAUAAGUUCAAGCUUUGUAGGAUUCCUGGUCAACCUCCAUUGACUUGACUUGAUAUAUUUGCAUGGUCAAUGAAAUAAUAAAGAGAAUGAGUUAGAAAAUGGAAAUUUACAUUUCUUAACAGACAACUUAUACCCGUUUUGGAAGUUUUUUACUUACAAGAAAAAAAUCAUACAUAUA